AUGCCCGCCCGCCGCCCGCGCAGCACCGCGCGCGCCGUCGCGCUGCGCUCCGGCGCGCGCACGAAGUUCACGCUGCCGGCGCUGUCCUACGACUACGGCGCCCUCGAGCCCGUCAUCAGCGGCCAGAUCAUGGAGAUCCACCACAGCAAGCACCACAACACCUACGUGACGAACCUCAACGCGGCCGUCGAGACGCUCGAGCAGGCGACGGCCGCGGGCGACGUCACGGCCAUCGUCGCGGCGCAGGGCGCGAUCAAGUUCAACGGCGGCGGCCACCUCAACCACUCCAUCUUCUGGGAGAACCUCGCGCCGCCCUCCGAGGGCGGCGGCGCGCCGCCGACGGGCGCGCUCGCCGCGGCGAUCGACGCGGAGUUCGGCGGCGUCGACGCGAUGAAGACGAAGCUCUCGGCCAUGACCGUCGGCGUCCAGGGCAGCGGCUGGGGCUGGCUCGGCUACAACAAGGCCACGGGCAAGCUCGCGCUCGCGACGUGCCCGAACCAGGACCCCCUCGAGGCGACGACCGGGCUCGUGCCCCUCUUCGGCAUCGACGUCUGGGAGCACGCGUACUACCUCGACUACAAGAACGUCCGGCCCGACUACGUCUCCGCCAUCUGGGGCCUCGCGAACUGGGCCGACGUCGGCGCCCGCUACGACGCCGCGUCCAAGUGA
This is a messenger RNA of Aureococcus anophagefferens, 669 nucleotides long. RefSeq lists its product as hypothetical. Gene Ontology annotation, molecular function: superoxide dismutase activity; metal ion binding. NCBI's taxonomy places the organism in Eukaryota, Pelagophyceae, Pelagomonadales, Pelagomonadaceae. The transcript has 2 exons. Gene Ontology annotation, biological process: superoxide metabolic process. The record is from RefSeq and is a predicted model, not a curated record. Bases 1 to 669 code for a protein of 222 amino acids. Gene Ontology annotation, cellular component: mitochondrion.